AUGUUUUCUCUCCAGGUGGGUCUCCCCCUCAACGGCUUCAUCGUGAAGUUUUACUUCUGCCGAGCUCAGCAGACGGCGUCCAGCAGCAUCACGAUCUACCUGAAGAACUUGGCAGCCGCCGACUUCCUGCUCUGCCUCUGUCUCCCAAUCCGCAUCGCCAAGUACGCCAGCAACUCCCCCACCGUCCACUCCAUCAACUGCAACUUUGCCACCGCCGUCCUCUUCCUCAACAUUUACGCCAGCAUCAUGUUCAUGGGCUACAUCGCCGCUAACAGGUAUCUGAAGGUUGUUCGACCUUUAGGAACUCACAUCCUGCAGACGGUGCGGGCCGCUCAUAUUGUCUCCACUGCAACCUGGGUUUUCCUCCUGGCCGUGACGAACGCCUUCGUCAUCCUGUCGUUCCUCGGCCAGAGAUCUUUCGCCUCUGUCCUGGUGAGAUGCAAAGGCUCGAGCAACGGCCAGUUCAGCUCGCUGUACAAGAUCAUUCACACCUGCUCCACCGUCAUGUUCCUGUCUGUCCUCGUCUCCCUGGUCUUCUUCUACUACAGCACCGCCUGGCAGGUGUCGCUGGCGCAGCAGAGGCAGCCGGCAUCCUCCAGCUCCACGAAGCUUGCGAAGUCACGCAGGAACAUGUUAGUGCUGGUCAGCGUCUUCUGCUUUUGCUUUGUCCCCUACCACCUGGUUCUCCUUCCCAAAGCGUUCCGGUGGAGCUGCUCAUGGAGCAAGUUCCUCCACUACGCGACGGAGGUCACCAUCGUAAUGUCAGUUCUCAACGUCUGCCUGGACCCGAUCAUCUACUUCACCCUCAGCAAGAAGUUCAGGACCCGGAUUAGGCUGUUUGGAAACUGA
Anarrhichthys ocellatus (wolf-eel) is the source of this 849-nucleotide messenger RNA. Its product is annotated as P2Y purinoceptor 14-like. NCBI's taxonomy places the organism in Eukaryota, Metazoa, Chordata, Actinopteri, Perciformes, Anarhichadidae. Gene Ontology annotation, biological process: G protein-coupled receptor signaling pathway. The record is from RefSeq and is a predicted model, not a curated record. Gene Ontology annotation, cellular component: membrane. Gene Ontology annotation, molecular function: G protein-coupled purinergic nucleotide receptor activity. Bases 1 to 849 code for a protein of 282 amino acids. The transcript is spliced from 2 exons.